Messenger RNA from Acanthosepion pharaonis, 669 nucleotides. The record is from the annotation of a GenBank genome assembly. Lineage: Eukaryota; Metazoa; Mollusca; Cephalopoda; Sepiida; Sepiidae.
AUGGAAGGUAGUAGCUUGUCGUACCGCCUGCCAGCUCCACCACUCCCGCCACCUCCACCACCGCCGCCGCCUCCACCGUCUAUACCUGCGCUAACGCCAUCGCCACCGCUGUCGGGCACCUCGUCCCGACAUUUCCUUUGGACGUCUCCAUCCGCUUCAACGUCGACGCCAUUUUCGGCUACGAUACCUUCAUCCACUCGUUCGACGUCACCAGCUGCAUCGUCACCGCCGCCGCAGCCGCCGUCUUCGACGUCUGCACCGUCGUUACUGUUGUUACUGCUACAGAUGUUACUGCAGCUAUCGCCGACACCGCCGCUAUCGUCAUCUCCAGCGACGACGACAACAACAACAACAACGUUUCCGUCAAAACCCCUGACGCCAUCAUCAUCGUCGCCAUCAUCCACGCCCCAGCUGUCACUUCCCGCGCCUAAAACACCACCAUCAACAUCGUCGUCACCGCCGAUCACAACCACUGCGUCGCCAACUUCUGAACAGUACGUUUCGACCGUCGUAACGGGCUCUCUCGCUGCAGUAGUAGCCGCAGCCUUGUUUGGGGUUGCUGCCAAUAGAGUGUUCCGCUACCACCGCCAUUACCCCCUUCGGAAAAGAGUCCAGUCUUUUUCUUCGAUUAGUUCUAUCAGCUCGACUGAACAGCUAUGCCCAACUUGA